This is a messenger RNA of Tripterygium wilfordii, 1067 nucleotides long. RefSeq names its product 2-Cys peroxiredoxin BAS1, chloroplastic-like. NCBI's taxonomy places the organism in Eukaryota, Viridiplantae, Streptophyta, Magnoliopsida, Celastrales, Celastraceae. Bases 110 to 907 code for a protein of 265 amino acids. Gene Ontology annotation, molecular function: thioredoxin peroxidase activity. The record is from RefSeq and is a predicted model, not a curated record. The transcript has 8 exons. Gene Ontology annotation, biological process: cell redox homeostasis; response to oxidative stress; hydrogen peroxide catabolic process.
UAUCCUCCCACGCCGCCAUUUCUCACCUUAAACUUGCUAGUGAUAACAGAAGACUGAGCUGCGACUGCGAGAUUGUGUGAGGUUUGGUUGUUUGUCUCGGCCACGGAAAAUGGCUUGCUCAGCUACAUCAGCAACCGCCCUCAUGUCCUCAAUUCCUAGGGCGUUCUCCGCGAAAUCCAUGGCUUCUCCUGUCGCGAAGCCUUUCUCUCAAACCCUAACCGUUCCCAAGUCCUUCCAAUCACGCGUCCAUCGCUUCGUCUCAUCGAAUCGGAGCUCUCAUUCUCAAAGGAACUUUGUUGUCAAAGCCUCAGCUGGUGAACCUCCACUGGUCGGGAAUGUAGCACCGGAUUUUGAGGCGGAGGCGGUAUUUGAUCAGGAAUUCAUUAAGGUCAAGCUCUCUGAGUAUAUUGGGAAGAAGUAUGUGAUACUCUUUUUCUACCCAUUGGACUUCACAUUUGUUUGUCCCACAGAAAUUACAGCUUUCAGUGACCGUCAUGCUGAGUUUGAGAAGAUAGACACAGAAAUAUUGGGCGUUUCAAUUGACAGUGUGUUCUCGCACCUUGCAUGGGUCCAGACAGAUAGAAAAUCAGGCGGCCUCGGUGACUUAAAAUAUCCACUGGUUUCUGAUGUCACCAAAUCAAUUUCAAGUUCUUAUGGAGUUCUGAUCCCUGAUCAGGGGAUUGCAUUGAGAGGACUCUUCAUCAUUGACAAGGAAGGAAUCAUCCAGCACUCCACCAUAAACAAUCUCGCCAUUGGAAGGAGUGUUGAUGAAACACUGAGAACACUCCAGGCCUUGCAAUAUGUGCAGGCAAAUCCAGAUGAAGUGUGUCCUGCUGGGUGGAAGCCUGGGGAGAAGUCCAUGAAGUCAGACCCUAAGCUCAGCAAGGACUACUUUGCAGCAAUUUAGAGGAGGCUAGGUAGAGGAAGCAAAAUGUGCAGUGAGAGUAGAUCGGAUCUCUAUUCAGUGUGAUCCUCCUGUUAAAUUUCUAUUAGAAAUCCAAACGUAUUAGAGAUGCGAGUAAAUGCUCUUAUCCUGGCAGAAUGAAUCAUGGAUUUUUACGAGUCUU